CCCGAGGAGCCGCCCCAGCUCCGCCCCUGUCGGCCUCGGCCUUUCAUUUCUCCGUCUUGCCCUCUCUUCGCCUUAAACGGAAAAAGACAGGACUGAAGCCUCUAGGACACUGCAUUGCCCGCCGGCCUCCGCGGGCGGCCUUCCUCUGCGGGGCUGCUUUCCCGUCCGCACCCGCUCCGAGCCGAGCCGGGCGGCGCUCUGGCCGCGGGCUGAGCAUGGCCGGCCGCGGGCCGCCGCUCGCCCUCCUCGCCCUCCUCGCCCUCCUCGCGCCGCGCGGCGCCCAGCCCGCAGUGUUUCUUCCCACCUCAAAAGCAAAUGAAAUUCUGGUGAGACGGAAACGAGCCAGCUCCUACCUUUUGGAAGAGCUCUUUGAGGGAAAUUUAGAAAAGGAAUGUUACGAAGAAAUCUGUGUCUACGAGGAAGCACGAGAAGUAUUUGAAAAUGACGCAUCCACUGAUGAAUUUUGGAAGACGUAUCUGGGCGGCUCCCCGUGCGUCUCCCGGCCCUGCCUCAACAACGGGUCCUGCCAGGACAUCAUCCGCGGCUACACCUGUACCUGCGCCCCGGGCUACGACGGCCGGGACUGCGCCUUCGCUAAAAAUGAAUGUCACCCUUUGAGGACGGAUGGGUGUCAGCACUUCUGCCACCCGGGGCCGGGGUCUUACACGUGCAGCUGUGCGAAGGGGCAUAAGCUGGGCCAGGACCACAAAUCCUGCAUCCCCCACGACAGGUGUGCGUGCGGAGCCCUCAUCUCUGACGGCCUCCUGGCGUCACAGGGAUGCGAGCAGGACUCUCCGACUUUCCCGUGGCAGGUAAAACUAACAAAUUCUGAAGGAGAAGACUUCUGUGGAGGUGUUCUAAUACAGGACAAUUUUGUACUGACAACAGCAAAAUGUUCACUCUUGUACAGAAACAUUAGUGUGAAAACAAGUUCCCGCUGCCGGGCGCGCGAGGCCCCGCCGGCGGUGGAGGUGAAGGGCGUCCACGUGCACACGAGAUUCGAGGAGGACACGGGGGACAAUGACGUGGCCCUGUUGGAGCUGGCGCAGCCCGUGCGCUGCCCCGACGCCGGGCGGCCCGUCUGCACUGCCGAGGCCGACUUCGCCGAGCGCGUCCUCAUCCCGCGGCCGGGCGUGCUGGGCGGCUGGACCCUCCGUGGCCCCGAGCUGGAGCCCGCGCGGCUGCUGGUCAAGCACGUGGACCCCGGGGAGUGCGGCCGGGCCCUCAACGCCACGGUGACCACGCGGACGGCCUGCGAGCGGGGCGCGGCGGCCGGGUCGGCGCGGUGGGCGGCGGGCGGCGCGGUGGCCCGGGAGCACCGCGGCGCCUGGUUUCUCACCGGCCUCUUGAGCGCUGCGCCCCCCGAGGGCCCCGGGCCGCUCCUGCUCAUCAAGGUCCCCCGAUACGCGCUCUGGCUCCAGCGAGUCACGCAGCAGCCGAGCUCCGCCAGCCAGAGAGGCGACCACGGUCACAGAGGCGACGAGGAGCCGGUGCUGGGGUGACAGCGCCCUCAGCCCCUCCCCCAGGACCCCUCGUCUGAGCAGAACCCCGGGGAGGAGGGGAAAGGGAGCGCGUCCAGCAAUAAAAGCAGAGCUGCCGGCA
This is a messenger RNA of Lagenorhynchus albirostris (white-beaked dolphin), 1602 nucleotides long. RefSeq names its product protein Z, vitamin K dependent plasma glycoprotein (gene PROZ). The record is from RefSeq and is a predicted model, not a curated record. Gene Ontology annotation, cellular component: extracellular region. Gene Ontology annotation, molecular function: calcium ion binding; serine-type endopeptidase activity. The transcript is spliced from 8 exons. NCBI's taxonomy places the organism in Eukaryota, Metazoa, Chordata, Mammalia, Artiodactyla, Delphinidae. Gene Ontology annotation, biological process: blood coagulation; proteolysis. Bases 216 to 1502 code for a protein of 428 amino acids.